Ictalurus punctatus (channel catfish) is the source of this 2578-nucleotide messenger RNA. It is a transcript of the gene thap11, whose product is annotated as THAP domain containing 11. The transcript has a single exon. Bases 129 to 947 code for a protein of 272 amino acids. Gene Ontology annotation, molecular function: RNA polymerase II cis-regulatory region sequence-specific DNA binding. Gene Ontology annotation, cellular component: nucleoplasm. Lineage: Eukaryota; Metazoa; Chordata; Actinopteri; Siluriformes; Ictaluridae. The record is from RefSeq and is a predicted model, not a curated record. Gene Ontology annotation, biological process: regulation of transcription by RNA polymerase II.
UGUGGGACGUGUAGUUCCGCUUUUAGGCCGCUGCAUUUGAUAACAGAGCACGAAGGAGAUCAACAAAACAAAAUCAAGCGAAACUUGUGUGCGAUUGCUCGAGGGGGUCAAACAGAAACGGUGUCGUCAUGCCAGGCUUCACGUGCUGCGUGCCCGGGUGUUAUAAUAACUCACACCGGGACCGCGAGCUCCGGUUCUACACCUUCCCGAAAGACCCGACUCAGCGGGAGAUCUGGCUGAAGAACAUCUCCCGGGCCGGAGUGAGCGGCUGCUUCAGCACCUUCCAGCCCACUACAGGACACCGCGUGUGCAGCGUGCACUUCCCCGGGGGCAGGAAGACCUACACCAUCCGAGUCCCGACGCUCUUCCCGUUACGCGGAGUGAACGAGAGGAGAAGUCGGCGCGGCAGGGGCAGGAAGGUGCACGCUGCGUCUGCGCCUGCGCCUGCGCCCGCGCCAGUUCUCACCAGCUUCGGCGCAAUCCACAGUGAAGCACAUCAAGGCGAGACCGAGUUCGUGGUGCAGAUCGGACAGAACGGGCAGUACAUCUCACCCGUCGCUAUACCACCACCACCAUCAUCUUCUUCUUCAUCAUCAUCCUCAUCAUCGUUAGCAGCAGCAGCAGCAGCAGCAGUGGACGGCUCGUGCUCAGCGCCGGCGCUCAAGUCCGAGGAGGUGGUGGUGACGGUGGUACCGGAUGAGCCCGGUUCGCUCCUGGCGCUGUGCGGAGAGGAGCACUCGUACUCCCUGACCACCGGCACAACUUCAGCCGAGCUCCUGAGGAAACUCAACGAGCAGCGCGACAUCAUCGCCCUCAUGGAGGUGAAGAUGAAGGAGAUGAAGAACACCAUCCGCCAGCUGCGCGUGAGCGAAGCGCGCCUGCAGGAGGAGCUCCGCGAGCGCGACCGCGUGCUGUCCGGUAUCAGUGCGGUUCGGAAAAAAGUCUGACCCAAAAAAAAAACCCGGACCGAAACCCGAAACAGAACAAUGUUCUGGGAGGUGUUUAAUUUUUGUUUUGUUUUUGUUUGGAUUUGAAUUCUCAGUGUUUACAAACAAAAAAAAAAGUUAGGAGUGGGUGAUGGUGUCAAAAGAAAAAAAUUUCCACAAUGUGCUCCGUCUAGCCUUGAUAAACACAUGUGAGUUCUGUGAAACAUCAGUGACGUCAUGAAAUUACCGGGGGGGGGGAAAAACCAAAACAGUUCAGUGUUUUAAUGCCCAAGUAAGGAACGUCCUCAUUGUGACUUAUAAAUAUGCACGAGUAUGCAAAUAUGAACACGCCCCCACGACCACCUGCAUACUAAUAUCACUAACUUUAACACAGCUGUUUUACAGAAAUAUAUAUAUAUAUUCACAAUAUCCAGAUCAUCAUACCACCAUACAGUGUCAUGAUAAAAAAGGGAUCCAAGUGGUACUGUGCCUUGUCUCUGGGUCGGUACUGUCAAGUACACUUUUUGUACCUUUAGUGCGUAGUUUAGAUUUAAGGUCAAUCACGGUCCAUUCGUAUUCGUACGUUUACGUCACCAUCCACGUUUCGAGGUGAAAUUUAUGGAAUAAAGGUACAAAAUGUGUCCUCGUCAUACUUCCACAAGGAAAAGUACAGUUAAGUACCCUUAUUUUUUCUUUUCCCAAGAGUGUGUUCUGAAGAUUUCUGCUAAUGUCUGCGAGGUGAAGGCGUUACUCCUCAAGAAGAACUUCACUACCCAAGUCUUUUCUAGUUUCGACACAAUACCGGUAUCAGAGCUUCGGUACUGAUCCGAUACCGGUACCGACAUCGCCUCUGUGGAAAAUCACAGAUCGUUUUAACACGUUAAAAUAAAUAGUUCGGAAAAUAAAAUUGUUAAAGCCCAGGUAACGAAAUUGACACGAGUUAUAAAUAUGCACUGAUAUGCAAAUUCUGGACACGCCCUCACGAGCUUUUGGAUUUCCCGACAGCCUAAAUAUGAUUAAACUAAGAAGACUAUGCUGGCGAAUGAGUUAGUGGAUGAGUUAGUGGAUGAGUUAGUGGAUGAGUUAGUGGAUGAGUCACACGGGUGGGGAUUCAGUAUGGAAGAGUCGAGUUCCAUGGUGGUUUUGUCACUGAUUUAUUUUGAACAGAAAACAAACCUGUGGGAAUUUAACGCCGAGAUUCCAUCGUAGGCGGUCACGUGUAGCGUAAUAAACAAGCUUUUUAAUGAAGUACAUUUUUGUGUUUGUUACAGAAACACAGCGGGUGCAGAACAGACUGAAGAUUACAAUAGGCUUCUAAUCUUUGUAUCUCCUUUUUUUUUUUCCCCCCAUGAAAGCCAGCGUAUAUAAAUUCAGCAUAGACGUGUUCUCUCUCUCUCUCUCUCUCUCUCUCUGACUGUUCCAUCAGUACCUGGGUUUCAUUAUUCUGUAUUUAACAUCCUGAGGAUUCGAUCCAAAUCUGCGGACCGUCACCGUUUGCAAAAACGAACCGAGGAUUUGGAGUAAAAAAAUGAUUCAGAAUUCAAGUCUAUUUUUUUGAUGUAGUGAUCCUGUAAGAUUUUCAGACGCUUGUGUUAUUAUUAUACUAUUAAAAUGUUUGUUUUUAUUUUUUAUUAAAUUCUUGCAAAACCUUA